Heterostelium album PN500 is the source of this 222-nucleotide messenger RNA. RefSeq names its product Ubl5/Hub1 family ubiquitin-like protein (gene ubl5). Gene Ontology annotation, molecular function: protein binding; protein tag activity. Gene Ontology annotation, cellular component: cytoplasm; nucleus. The transcript has 4 exons. NCBI's taxonomy places the organism in Eukaryota, Evosea, Eumycetozoa, Acytosteliales, Acytosteliaceae. The record is from RefSeq and is a predicted model, not a curated record. Gene Ontology annotation, biological process: mRNA splicing, via spliceosome; protein modification process. The coding region runs from base 1 to 222 and encodes 73 amino acids.
AUGAUAGAAGUUGUAUGUAAUGAUCGUUUAGGUCAAAAGGUUAGAGUUAAAGUAAAUCCUGAUGAUACAAUUGGUGAUUUAAAGAAAGUCAUUGCUGCUCAAAUAGGUAUUAGACCAGAUAAGAUUAGAUUACAAAAGUGGUACAACGUAUAUAAAGAUCAUAUUACACUUGAAGAUUACGAAAUUCAUGAUGGUGAUGGACUUGAAUUAUAUUACAAUUAA